CCCUUCCGGCGGCGGCGGGGUGACGUCACGGCGGCCCCGGAAGGGCGGCGGGCGCGGCGCGGGCCGGGCGGAGCGGCUCGGUCCGGUCCCGUCCGGUCCGGCGCGGUGCGGUGCGCGGCGGCGGCGCCGGCGCCAUGACGCUCGCCGUGUUCUUCGGGUGCACCUUCAUCGCCUUCGGGCCGGCGCUCGGCCUCUUCCUCUUCACCAUCGCCCGCGACCCGCUCCGCAUCAUCAUCCUCAUCGCCGGGGCUUUUUUCUGGCUGGUCUCAUUGCUGCUCUCCUCCCUGAUCUGGUUUAUUGCUGUUAAAGCCAGUGACCCCAAUGAUGAACCAUUGCAGAAGGGGCUCUUGAUAUUUGGGGUGAUGUUUUCUGUGCUGCUGCAGGAGGCCUUCCGGUUUCUCUACUACAAACUCCUCAGGAAGGCUAUUGAAGGGCUGGUGGCCCUCAGCGAAGAUGGCUGCUCCCCCAUUUCCAUCCAGCAAAUGGCAUAUGUGGCUGGCGUGGGCUUUGGGCUCAUGAGCGGUGCCUUCUCCAUGAUCAAUCUGCUGGCAGACGCGUUAGGGCCUGGCACCGUGGGGAUCUAUGGGGACUCACAGCUCUACUUCCUGACCUCGGCUUUUAUGACCAUGGUGCUGAUUUUCCUUCACACCUUCUGGGGGAUCCUCUUUUUCCAUGGCUGUGAGAACCGGCGCUGGUGGGAGAUCGCAGCUGUUGUUGUCAUGCACCUUGCUGUUUCGGGAUCGACGUUUUGCAACCCCCUGUACGUGGGCAGCCUGGUGCCCUCCUACAUGCUGAUGGCCAUCGCCGCCACCUGGGCUUACCUGCUCUCAGGGGGAUCUGCCCAGAACGUGCGUCGUUUCCUGCUCUGUUUACAGAGUGGAUCCAGCCCCCAGCCAGGAUCCUGAGGCCCUGCAGGAUGUUCCUGUCCCCAGCUGCCCCCUGCCCUCCCCUCCGUUCUGUUGGCGAGAGCGGCCGUCACCUUCUCUGCAAUGUAUUUUCUCCUGGAAUGGGGGACACCGGCCAGGCCCUGUGGGGCAGGCGCUCCGGCCCCGCUGCAGCAGCCAGCAGGUUGUCGUUGCUGGGGCUGGCUCGCUCCUCUGCCCCUUUGGGAGCCCCCCCUGGGACAGCCCAGUUCGGGGGACUCAGCUUUGCAGGCCCUGCCAUGCUGCAACUGAAGGCUGUUAGCCUGCCUGGGAAGGAUGUGACCUUGGACUGCCUCACGCUCAAGCCCAAAGAAACCCAUUGCUUCUUCCCCCACCACAGAAGAUGUGCUGUGCCCUGUGCUGGAGGGAGAUGUCGCUCCUCCUCCUCCUCCCCCGGGGUGGAGGAAGCAGCCUUGCAGAGCGCUGUCACACGCUGGGCUGGGGCCAAACGCUGUGGUGCUACUUUCCCCACCUCUUUGCCCAGGCUUGCUGCGCUGGGAGACACGGCCCCAGUGCUGGACUGCGGUAGCAGCAGUGAGCCAGCAUCCCAGCGCAGGUUGGGAAAGGGCAGGGGAGGCUGGUGGGGUGGUGGUAAGGUGCAGGGCACCACCAGCAGCUGGCAUGGGGUGGGGGCAGGAGGGAGCUGAAGCUACCCAGGGUGGGAGGAGGGUUUGGGCAGACAGUGCCUGCAGUGCCUGGCGGACAUGGACCUGGCUGGAUAGUGGCUGAGGGCGCAGGAUGACAAGUCACCUCUCAUCGGGUGCCAGCACAGCUUGGGGGGUGGGGGGUGGUGGUUCAGGGGACCAUUCCAGUGGAUCAUAGCCCUCUCCCAGGCUUGGAGGGGGAUUUUAUUUCUCAGAGGGGCAUCAGCCCUGAGGAUACGCUACAGGACUGGGAGGUAGAAAUUGCCAUCGGGCUCAGGGCUGAGAGUGCAGUUUUGUCCACAGUGGGCUUUUAUACUAAUAAAGAGAAGUACCAGAUGUGA
Molecule: messenger RNA, 1908 nt
Organism: Dromaius novaehollandiae (emu)
Lineage: Eukaryota; Metazoa; Chordata; Aves; Casuariiformes; Dromaiidae
Product: gamma-secretase subunit Aph-1b-like
Exons: 7
Coding region: 135-905 (256 amino acids)
Biological process (GO): positive regulation of catalytic activity; Notch signaling pathway; Notch receptor processing
Cellular component (GO): gamma-secretase complex; membrane; endoplasmic reticulum
Molecular function (GO): protein-macromolecule adaptor activity
Source: RefSeq, a predicted model, not a curated record